UUACCGUCCGAGUUAAAUAGUCGACCUAUCAUUGUUGACAGUUUUCAGGGAAAGCUUCCUGCAGCUGUUGCGAGAAACAAACGCUCUUUCUCGUUACAGCUUUUCAACUGUUUAUUUUCCGCGGAAUAUUUAUACUUUUGUUCGUAGAUAGUGAUUAGAAAAUUAUAUAAAAUAAAUCUAUAUUAGGCACGAAUUUGCGCUGGCGUAAAAGUUCGAGCAGAGAAAAUGAGUGGUAGAUCACAAAUGACAACUAUGAAUGGAAAAAGACCAUCUUCGAUCCCAUCAAGACAUCAGUCUGAAACUGUAGCUCAGCAUUUCGACUUAAUUAAGUACAUUUAUGAUUCAUGGAAUACAGUAUCAAGAGAAUUAGAUAUGUGUCAUAAUCAACCGCACGGUAAUUCUUCAAAUUAUAGAAAUGGUGCAUCUGUUACAUAUUAUCAAGAAAGAGAACCAAAUCCACAACUAAAAGAUUUUGAACCAUUUAACCUUGAAGCUUGGUGGGGACAACGUGUUGUUCAAAGUAUCACUAGAAAUGCAAACUCCUAGUGCCAGGCUCAACACAUUGAUUAUAAUCGAACAUUUUCAAAUAGACAUAAAAAACAGAAAGGAUAAAUUCAGAGCUGCCGGAGAAAAUUCUUUCCAUUUCUAGAAAUGAUUUAUUAUAUUGAAAAAUAUAUUGAAAAAAUAAGUGAUGGGAAGGAAUAUAGUAUAGGUAAAAAUAAGUAUCUAGCAAUCAAUUUUGAAUCUUUUUUAUAACAAAGAUAGGAUAUUAGCAAAUAAUCAAAGAUGAUGAGAAAAAAGAGAAAGGAAAAGAGCAGGGUUAUGGAAACAUACGCAUUAGUAUGAAAAUGACAUUCCUCUAAUCUUUUAUCGUAUUUUAACAUAAUGUUGCCUUUUCCUGGACCUUUUUACUCAUCGUGUUUUUAAAAGUAUUUUACAUAAAAACAUUGGAACUAAACUGUUUCUGAUAUUGUCUUUCUAAGAUUUGAGAUUUAACGCGAUGAAUAAUUAAGAAAUAUAGUGCAUGCUAAAACUAUUUAUUUUAUUUGCCAAAGGCAAACAUAAUUGUAAGAAAUAGUUUAUAUUAUAAAUCAAAUUUUCAUUGUUACUUAAUGAAAAACUUAAAAAUAAUUCCUCUUUUAAUCGUAUUGUAAUUAAAAUUCGAAUAUAGAAUAUUGAAUUAAGAACAUAUGGAUUAUAUAUAUAAAUUCUAUAUAUUUCAAUUGAAGAAGAAGUAUAUGUGAAAAAAUUGAAGAACUAUCUUUUAAGGUUUAUGCAUAUACGUAUUUUUCCACGAAUUGCAUUUCACAUUUUUAAUAAAUUUUUUCCAUUUGCACAUGUGUAAUGAAAUUGCACUUCUAUGUAAAAAAAAAAAAAAAAGAUAAAUGUGGAGGAUAAAUAUGUUUUGAGAUUCUCUAAAAAAAAAUUUAUUCACGUAUGAGAAUAGUGUAGAAUGCACCUUUAUUUCUAACAAAAAGAAAUAAAUAUUUAAUUCUUAAUGAAAAUAAUGUGAUAAUUAUUACAAUUUUAAAUACAAUUAAAUCUAUACAAUUAUGUACAUUUAUUAUGUAUGUAUGUAUGUAUGUAAUGUACAUCUGUGCGUGUAUAGAUAUAAUGUAAGAUUUAACUUACAAUAUUUUUAACGAUUUAAGGAACAAUAAUGAUUAACAUUUUUCUAAACUUGUGGACAUCUUUACCAAUUAUUCCUAGCGGUAUUUUUUUAUGUACAAUUGAAUAGAACAAGUAUUAUUACAUUUAUGAUAACAAAUCUAGUUUGAUACUGUUAUGAGUUAAAAAUAUCUUUGUAAUAUUAAAAAUUCUUGCACUUGAAAGAAUGGUAAAAAUUGUUGUGCACAAAUGUUAUCGAGUCAAUAUCUUGAUACGAUUUAACUUUUCAACAUUUCUAUACGAAUGUGAAUCCUUAAUGAUCAUUGUUUCAACUUGAUUUAAUGCAUUGAGUUUCAAAGUGUUAACAGUUCGUUCCAAAUUACAGAGACUUCUUUCUAUUGCACGUUUUUCACUAUUGAGCAUCUAUAUUUAAUUAAAGAAUCAAGUUGAUAUUUUAUACCAGACAUCAUUCUGAUGAAAUCGAUGUACGUUUUUGCAAUUAUGAAAUAUUGUAUGAAAUAUAUAGUAUAUAAGAAUAUAAGAAAUAUAAUAUAAACGAUUUCAUAUUUUAGUUUUCGCGACUAAUAUUUUCGUAAUUUUCGAAUACGAAUCAUAUUUAUAAUGAAAUUAGUUAUAUCUAUUAUUAUCGUGAUAUGAACAUAAUAUACUCUUAGAAUAUAUUUAUAAAAAAAUUAGCAUGUAUAAAAAAUAUCUCUUUUAUAAUUAUAAAUUUUUUUAACUUUUUUGUAAGAUACAAUGUAUUAUUCUUUGUUCAGUAAAUAAUCUAAUUUUUAGAUACUUAAUUCAAAGUAAAAA
This is a messenger RNA of Apis cerana (Asiatic honeybee), 2424 nucleotides long. RefSeq names its product MAPK regulated corepressor interacting protein 2. The record is from RefSeq and is a predicted model, not a curated record. Lineage: Eukaryota; Metazoa; Arthropoda; Insecta; Hymenoptera; Apidae.